GGCCAAUUAGAGCCACCAAUCAGCGUGCGCAGCAAGUCAACGCAGCACUCGGCAACGUCUCCGCCGGUAGAGCAUCCGCUCGUGCACCUCUGGCGACACCAGGCAUCUAACGCCCGCGCGGCCGCUGGACCUCUUUCCUCGACACAAGUGGAAUCUCUUGACGCCGAGAAGUGUGCCAAACAGGAUCGCUGGUUAAUUGCCGCCUACAGGGUUAACAAAGCACAGCCACUCGAUUGAGCAGCUAAGAUGGUGUGCAGCAUCGAGGAUUCCCCUUCGCGCGAGCGCGUGCACUAUGCUGAGGUGGUGCUGGACGAUAAAGCCGUUGCAUCGUCCUUGCAAGAGCCCAAGCGGCUUCCCAGCGAAGUGACGGUGGUGGACAUGCGCAACAGUGGAUUGGCCGAGGUGAACCAGGUUUCGGAGCAACAAGCCAGCAAGAAGAGCGUGUGGCUGCUGGCCUAUUGCUGCAUCGGCAUUAUGGUGUCUUUCACGCUCAAUGGUGUGGUGCUGGAGAAGAUUACGACGCACCGAGUGCUGGGCGAGCUGUCCAUGACCUUCGUCUUCUGUGUGUUUAACUCAGUGGUCGCCAUUGGAUUGAGUCGCGCUCGUAAGGAGAAGCCUUCGACCAUGCCUCAGAGCUUCUUGGUGAUUGUCGGUGCGCUAGCUUUCGGUUCAACCAUCGCGUCUAUGGUGGCUCUGCGGUAUGUGACGUACAUCACGCGUAUCCUGGGCAAGUCGUGCAAAUCCAUUCCAGUUAUGAUCAUGGGCGUACUGCUCGGCAAGAAAUACGCCCUCAAGAAGUACGUGUCGGUUAUUGUGCUGUGCAUCGGUGUGGCGAUUUUCCUGCUGGGUACAGCCCAUGAGAAACAGCACCACUCUGUGCAACACAAUGAGAGCCACAACAGUCUACCGGAGCAGGAACGCACACCCAACAUGGUGCUGGGCUUCUCGCUUCUGAUUGUAUCCCUCUUGUUCGACGGAGCUACCGGUGCGCUCGAGGAUAAAUUUAUGGAGGCUUACCAUAUUGGUGCCUUCGAUCUCAUGUAUUACGUCAACAUUUACAAGGCUCUGUUCUCCGCUGUUGGUAUGGUAGUGAACGGUGAAAUACCGGUGUUCCUUCAGUACGUGGUGCCGUCGCUGCCGAACCUCCUGAUGCUGAGCUUGACCGGAGCCUUCGGCCAGGCCUUCAUCUUCUUCACCAUCAGCAAGUUCGGUGCUCUGACCACGGCUAUCAUCGGAACAUGCCGCAAGGUGCUGAGUAUCGUGCUCUCGGUGUUUCUGUUUGGCCACGUGCUGUCCGUGGAGCAGACUGUGGGUCUGGGUUUAUCUUUCGCUGGUAUCGGGCUCAACUGGGUGAAAAUGAGGAACUGCUUUGUCAAGUCUUCGCCAACACCGACCGCGGCGGCUGAGCCGAUUGAGCUGGACGAGUUGGCUAAGGAAGGCCUCCUUGAGAGCAGCAGUGACGACACCGCCGACUCCGAGUCGGACGAGCAGGAUGUGACGGUUUCGGCUCACGAUGACGAAGAGGAGGCCAUGGACGCGGAAACUGCACGCAAGCUAGAACUGGUCAACGCCUGGCACCGACAGACUACUCGUGAAGCUGAGGCAUCGUCGAGUGACGAAGACGCACAUGAUGCCAACGAUGUGGCCGCACAGGCUGUGUAGAUCGGAGCUGAAAUGCCUGACUUCGUGAAAAUAAUAUAACCCUUACCUUAUUUACAAAGUCGAA
Messenger RNA from Phytophthora nicotianae INRA-310, 1726 nucleotides. RefSeq lists its product as hypothetical. The record is from RefSeq and is a predicted model, not a curated record. The transcript has a single exon. Gene Ontology annotation, cellular component: Golgi membrane; endoplasmic reticulum membrane. NCBI's taxonomy places the organism in Eukaryota, Oomycota, Peronosporomycetes, Peronosporales, Peronosporaceae. Gene Ontology annotation, molecular function: UDP-glucose transmembrane transporter activity; UDP-galactose transmembrane transporter activity. Gene Ontology annotation, biological process: UDP-galactose transmembrane transport. Bases 247 to 1662 code for a protein of 471 amino acids.